Molecule: messenger RNA, 2332 nt
Organism: Cynara cardunculus var. scolymus (artichoke)
Lineage: Eukaryota; Viridiplantae; Streptophyta; Magnoliopsida; Asterales; Asteraceae
Product: phosphate transporter PHO1 homolog 9-like
Exons: 10
Coding region: 12-2330 (772 amino acids)
Biological process (GO): phosphate ion transport; cellular response to phosphate starvation
Cellular component (GO): cytoplasm; trans-Golgi network; Golgi apparatus
Molecular function (GO): inositol hexakisphosphate binding
Source: RefSeq, a predicted model, not a curated record
UCAAUUGGGCCAUGUUUAUAAUCCCUCCUGAAUCAUCACCACUGAAUCCACACAGAACGAUGAAGUUUGGAAAGGAAUUUGCUUCACAAAUGGUGCCGGAAUGGCAGGCAGCAUAUAUGAACUACAACCACCUCAAGAUUCUCGUAAAAGAAAUCUCUAUUUUCCGGCGACUGCAGCAGAAUGGUUCACCGCCGUCGAGUCAAGCAAACCCACCACCACCAUUACAAGGGUCUUCUAUGAAGAAAAAAGUGUCUCUUCACAGAGCCUUCAGUGGACUAACAAACAGCAAUCCCGAUAACAAGGAUAAAGAGGACGAAGUGAUUCUGGUAAGUGCAAUGCAUCAGUCGUCGGAGGAAAACUACCAGACUAUUUUUCUCCGGUCAUCGGAGGACGGUGGAGAGGCUGAGCUGCAUUUCUUCAGAAGACUUGAUGAUGAGUUCAACAAAGUGAUCAAUUUCUACAAAGCAAAGGUUGGGGAGAUGGUGAACGAAGCCGACGAGUUGAGUAAACAAAUGAACGCUCUCAUUGCGCUUCGAAUGAAACUCGAAGAUCCGGCUUUCUGCAGUUCAUCUCCUGUAUUUUCCUCUCGGCUCUUCGACGAAGAACAAAUCAGAGAGGUGAUUAGAGAAACCAAGAUGCAUAGCAAACGGAGAACGGGAAGUGAUCACAGAAUCGACAAGGAACACGAGAUGGUUUCCUUAGGAGUUCUAAACCACGUAAAGAUCAACGUUGCAUCAGAAUCCCCGAUAUCUUCGUUGAAACACGCUUUCAGUAGUUCAAAAUCGGGGGUUUCCUUUAGCAAAAGGGAACUCCGAGAUGCAGAACGAAAGUUGAAGCAGGCUUUCAUCGAAUUCCACCAAAAGCUUCGUUAUUUGAAAAGCUACUCCUUCUUGAAUCGAUUGGCUUUCUCCAAGAUCAUGAAGAAGUACGAUAAGGUCACGUCUAGAAAUGCAUCAAAAGCUUAUUUAGAGAUGGUUGAGAAAUCUUACUUGACCCAAUCUAAUGAGGUCGCUAAGCUUGUAGAGAGCGUUGAAGCUGUUUUUAUAGAACAUUUCUCCAACGGAAACCGCAGUCAAGGAUUGAAAAUGUUAAGGCUAAAAGCUAAAACAGACAAGCAUAGAAUUACUUUUUUCAUGGGGUGCUUCGUGGGAUGCUCGUUAGCGCUUGUCGUGGCCAUCGUGUUAAUUACACACGCUAGAAAACUUCUCAAGAGCGACGGUCGCGAUCAAUAUAUGACUAACGUAUUUCCAUUGUACAGUGUGUUUGGAUACCUCGUGUUACAUAUGCUGAUGUACGCUGGAAACGUGUACUACUGGAAGCGUUUUCGCAUCAAUUAUUCUUUUAUUUUCGGGUUCAAACCGAAUACUGAAUUGGGUUUUCGAGAAAUCCUACUUAUCAGUUCUGCUCUAUCAGUACUCGCUCUUGCAGCCGUACUCUCAAAUCUUGAAAUGGACAUGGAUGAAAGUAUUAAAAGCUUCAGAACUGUAACUGAACUACUCCCUUUAGGCUUAGUCAUCGUUGUACUUUUGAUAGCGGUUUGCCCGUUUAACAUUGUUUACCGUACAAAUCGUUUCUUCCUGAUAACGUGCUUAUGGCAUUGUAUUUGUGCUCCUCUUUACAAAGUUACUCUUCCUGAUUUCUUCUUGGCUGAUCAGCUAACCAGUCAGGUUCAGUUAUUAAGGAAUUUGCAAUUCUAUAUAUGCUACUACGGUUGGGGAGACUACAAGAAGAGAGAAUCCACUAGGUGUCAAGGAGCCCUUUACAACAAUGUCUAUUUAGUCAUUGCUAUUAUACCUUAUUGGAUUCGAUGCGCGCAGUGCCUACGACGGUUGUUUGAAGGAGAAGACUCGAGUCAAGGUGUGAACGCACUCAAGUACUUGUCGACAGUUGCUUCUGUUAUCACGAGAACGUUUUACGCUCAAAAGAAAGGAUUGACAUUGAAAAUCAUGGCUGCAUCCACAUCAACCGUGGCUACAGUUUUCAACACCUAUUGGGAUUUGGUGUGCGAUUGGGGUCUUAUACGAAGAAACUCCAAGAACCCGUGGUUAAGAGACAGACUCCUUUUGCCACACAGAUCUAUCUACUUCUUAGCGAUGGUGGUGAACGUGAUACUAAGACUAGCUUGGAUGCAAACCGUGUUAGAUUUUCACGAAGGGCCGUUCCUUCAUCGAACGGCAUUAACCGCUAUGGUCGCGAGUCUGGAGAUCAUUCGCCGUGGUGUAUGGAACUUCUUCAGGCUGGAGAACGAACAUUUGAACAACGUCGGAAAAUAUCGAGCCUUCAAAUCUGUACCAUUACCUUUUAGUUAUGAGAACCACAAGGAUGUAUAAAC